This is a messenger RNA of Aureobasidium pullulans EXF-150, 3131 nucleotides long. RefSeq names its product Pkinase-domain-containing protein. Gene Ontology annotation, biological process: protein phosphorylation; intracellular signal transduction. Gene Ontology annotation, molecular function: ATP binding; protein serine/threonine kinase activity. The transcript has a single exon. Bases 181 to 2802 code for a protein of 873 amino acids. The record is from RefSeq and is a predicted model, not a curated record. NCBI's taxonomy places the organism in Eukaryota, Fungi, Ascomycota, Dothideomycetes, Dothideales, Saccotheciaceae. Gene Ontology annotation, cellular component: cytoplasm.
CCACCCGCCGACAUCACAACGCAUCCGUCCGACAAGGCAGCUCUCAACAAGCCAAGUCAGAGAUAGGCUCUUCAAUUGCCCUGCCAUUUCUCCGUCGACCCAUCACUCCCUCCACUCCCUCACGGACCCCCCUCAUACCGACAACACGUCGCGCUCCACGAGCGCCCGCAUCCGCCCAUCAUGGCUCAGGCCUUCGACGAUGACGACCUCUCCCUCUCCAUGACCCGUCGGCCGACCAAUGCCUCCCAAAAUGACGAUUCGAACCCUCCAACCGCCAUGACUGCUACGUCAAAGUCGCAACCCGCCCCACCGGCAACAAAUAAGAGACGCCUAGGUCAAUACGACAUUGUUAGGACGUUAGGAGAAGGCUCCUUCGGCAAAGUGAAGUUGGCCGUACACAAAGUCAGCGGCCAAAAGGUCGCCCUCAAGAUCAUCUCUCGUCAAAAGCUUGUCACGCGCGACAUGGCCGGCCGUAUAGAACGCGAGAUUCAAUACCUGCAACUACUGCGCCAUCCCCACAUCAUCAAGCUCUACACGGUUAUAACGACCCCCAAGGAGAUCAUCAUGGUGCUGGAAUAUGCCGGUGGGGAAUUGUUCCAGUACAUUCUCGACCACGGACGCAUGGCCGAAGACAAAGCUCGCAAGUUCUUCCAGCAGAUAGUAUGCGCGGUUGAGUACUGCCAUCGUCACAAGAUUGUCCACCGUGACCUGAAGCCCGAGAACCUGCUCCUCGACGACGCCCUCAAUGUCAAGAUUGCCGAUUUUGGUCUGAGUAACAUCAUGACGGACGGCAACUUCCUCAAAACUAGUUGUGGCAGUCCAAACUAUGCAGCCCCUGAAGUGGUGGGAGGAAAGCUGUAUGCUGGGCCCGAGGUUGACGUUUGGAGUUGUGGUGUCAUUCUCUAUGUUUUGUUGUGCGCCCGCCUUCCCUUCGACGAUGAAUACAUCCCGACGCUUUUUAAGAAGAUCCAGUCCGGCACGUAUCAUACGCCAAGUUACAUUUCAUCGGGCGCUGCUCGCCUGAUCAAGCGGAUGCUGCAAGUCAGCCCCGUCAACCGCAUCACCAUCGAUGAGAUCAAACUCGAUCCUUGGUUCCUCAAGGAGCUGCCUGAUUACCUCACACCACCCGUCGAGGAGUUCAUGGACCAAGGCAUCGACCCCAACAGGUCAAUUGACCCCGCCAAGUUGGCUCCUACUAAGCCUGCAGUCGUGCAACAAAAGCUGCAUGAGAGUGUCGUGGGCAAGCUCGGCAAGACAAUGGGUUACGCAAAGGACGAUGUGACCGAGGCCCUCGCUAAGGAUGAACCCAGUGCCAUCAAAGAUGCCUAUCUCAUUGUACGCGAAAACACCAUCAUGAAAGCCAACCCUUCGCUGGCCCACAACCCAGACCUACAGCCGUGGCUUGCUCAAUCACCACCGACCUUCCAGACCACUGUCGCUUCUCCGCCCAAUCCUCGACAUCCUGCACCGGGUACUUCGAACCCUGCCUCAAAUGUCGAACACCCCCGCCAUGGCUCUACCAGCUCUGCCCACGAAGCCCGCACACCUGCUACCACCAUUGGUAUACUGCCUUCGUCGCUUCCUUCCUUCCACCAAGCAUACAUGCAGGGUACUACCCCCAGAGCUGCUAUCCCAGAAGGCGAACUCGACCCAUAUGCACCCAACAGUGUUCCUGGAGGCGAAGGCAAAGAGUUGACGACCGAACAACGCGCUGCUGUCUUGAGAAGGUUAAGGCCUCAUGUCAAGAACAAUGUCGUUGGCGGUCGCGACAAGCCCGAGAUGAUGACGCCUCUUCCAAACAAGGACUCGAAGAAGGCGAAGCCAACCAAGUGGCAGUUUGGUAUCCGCAGUCGCAACAGCCCUUCGGAAGCCAUGUUGGCCAUUUACAAGGCACUGAAGGCCAUGAACGCUGUUUGGGAAGCCCCUGUCAUGCGUCGUCCAGGUCACGGCGACGGAAGUCCCCCAAGAAAUCGCAGACGUCACGCAAGGGAUGGUAGUCAAAGUCCCGAGUAUUCCGACUCCGAUCCCGAGGCGGGCACCGAUCCUGAAUACUCGACUCACGAGGAGCGCGCCAGACGUCGUUCUCGUGGUGGUCACGCAUCAGACAUGUCCGACGACGACUUUGGUGAAGAACUGUCACGCAGCCAUCGCCGCAAGUCAAAUGUUCGCGAGCCCCUUGGCCCGGAGAACGACUGGGGCUACAAGAUCCCCGAAGACCCCUGGAUUAUUAACGCACGCUUCCGCAAGGAUGGCAUGUUCCCACCUGGUGUCGCUCACCCAUCAUCGACGCAUUCUAGCCGUGUGGAUUUGCAGGAAGGCAUCCGCCGUCGCAGCUCAACAAUGGGCAGCAGCACUAGUCUAGCCGCCUCACCUGCAGGUUACACACCACCCACUCAGCCAAGCAGUGCCCACGGCAGCGCCCACGCCUCCACCGAUAACAUCGCCGCGACGGGCCCCGGCAGCUUUGGCCAAGACAGCCUCCGUCGCCGCCACCCAGCACCCAACGAAAGCGCAUGGGUCUACGUGACCAUACAACUAUACUGCAUCGAGCAAGAUAGCUUCAUGGUCGAUUUCAAAUGCGCCGGCUACGAGCGUCUAGUCCGCAGACUCCGCCGCGAGAUCAAGACGCAAGCGGAUGGUGAGACAUCAGAUGUCUGGCGCGAAGAGGACCACGAUGACGAAGAUAUGGAUGAAGGAUACAUGGGCUGUGGACGCAUCCCCGAGGAAAAGGAUAUUUCGAGCCCCUUCCCCUUUAUGGAUGUCGCUAGCAGUCUCAUCGUUCAGCUGGCACAGGGGGCUUGAUUUAUCCAUCAUCGGACUUUUUUGUUGUAGUCUUCUUCUUCUUCUUCUAACAUCUUUUCGGUUGUUUUUGCACGCCCUUAUAGUUUCGGGCAUGGUUGGUCGCAGUUUGACUGACAUGGGGGUUCCUUUCUCAUGGCGUUUCCAUUGGCAAAGCAUAGGCAUUUGCAUCUCUGUUCCUCCUCAUUUCCUCUCGUCAUUCGCUCCAUAGCUUAGAAAGAAAUGGCUGGAAGGGGAGGCCAUCGUUUAUCUACACCAAACUCAGAUAUUCGUUCUUCAUAGCGAGAUUAGAAAAUUUCAAGACUUUUAGAAAAAUUCAAGCACAACGAUUC